ACAUUUAGGACAUUUAAGGGUAUUUUAGACCGGACUGUGAACUUUCCCCCACGCAACUAUCACAUGUAAAGUUUGGUUAAGCAAUUACACUGUAACAAAUGUACAUAAUAGUACACUACUAGACCACGAGAGCAUCAACCGUCUUUCACGUUCCUGUCUUUCAACCGUGCUUCAAUUUUUUUCCCAAGCCGCUUCCGCCUCUCAUAGCCUCUUAUAUAUACACCGUCUAAAAGACCUUAGCUAACCCGAAGCGUAGCCAAUCAUUUCCAUCCUUUGGGAGUCAUUCAUUCAUUCUCUCUCCUAAUCAGAUUCGGACAUCAUCGUUUUUCUUCCUUUUGGGUCUUUUGCACUUGUAUUUAUGUUGCAUUGCCCUUUAUAAUAAUAUCGUCAGAUUUUCUCUUGUUUUCUUUCCAUUUGCUGCCUCGCUCAUUUGCCCCUAUUUCUAUUGUCGACCGAUUAUACCCUACUAUUUACUUAAAUUAAAAUAUGUAAUAAUAUCCACAUUCCCUUAUAAGGUAGAUGAAGCCUGUUCAAUCCGAGAACUCUCUCUACCGUCGUUGUCGUCGUUGCCGACAUCGUCGUCACCGACAUGUCAGCAGCUACGGAAACGGAUCAAAAGGAUGCCCCGAGCAGAUAUGUCGAGGACAUCAUACGGCGCCAGGAGGCAUUCGUCUCACCCGCUCCUGUCACCGGUAGCACACUUCUACCCCGUCCUCUAGCGAGUGCCGUCAGUUUCGCCGCACGAUCUACCUCUUUCGCCAUCCGCGUCGGUACCUUUCUUGGCAGCUAUGGCUUGGGAGCUGCAAAGUUUACGACACUUUCUAGUUUGGAGCUGGGUCGUGGCAUCCUCGAAGGGAUACUGAGUAGGGCAGGAAGAGAUGUUAUGUCAAGGGCCCAGUCGGAGUUAGGCAGAAACGAUGCUGAAUCUAUCUUGGAGAGGAGCUUGGAAAGUCUACACCAGACAAUGUCUCAAGUCGUCUUUUGGACUGCUACCAGCUUCCACGUCACCGGAACUACAGUAUCAACCGUCUCUGAGAUAUCCCAGCUCUUCCUAUCUAUCCUCGACCAAUUCUUCGGCUCCACCGACUCAUCUCGAGCGAUUGCCAGCAUCAUUACCUUGAUUCGUCGAGAAUUCCAAAACCCUGCUACUGGCGUACAAGGGGAAAAGGUCGGAGUCAUCGACCUUUUGCUUGGACUAUGUGGUCUUGCGUAUCUACAAAACUGGUGCAGAAAACUGACACAGGACGAGUCUCGACGUCUUUCUCACGAAGAAGCUAUUUGGGAUGUUGUGGUUCUUGACGAUGGUGACCGUGUAGAUGUUGAAGAUGAUGAUUCACAUGCGGCCGAUUUGGAAAGACGAAGCCGGGAAGCGGGAUUCAGCAGUCAUGAUCAGUUCCUCAAGGCACUUGAGCAGCAUGGUGCUAAAUGGAGUGAUAGUGACGAGGAUGACUCGCCCGAAACUCACCUCAAACGACAAAUUCUAAAGACCCUCCCCAAAGAAGCUCAAGUAUCAAUUACAACAUCAAAAACCACGACCAAGAUAAUCACUGUUGACAUAAAGGGUACGCCGCUAGUACCGGUGUUACAUCUCCCUGGGGUCGAUGUUAUCAAGAGCGAAAUUUGCAAUGCUGAAGAUUCCGGGGGAGCUGAGGAUACCGUCCCGAAUUAUAGAGUGGUCUAUAAGAUUAGUCGCAAUCAAGUAAAAAGCACUUCCAAUGAUAGCGAUGUCGAGGAGGAUAUGCAGUCCCGUGUCGAAGCCGUCGAGGACGAGGAACCACCUCCGUCGCCAACUGCCUCGGAUAUUCAGCAGCGACUUGAUCAGCCUCCACCAGUUCCACCAAAAGUUACACGCCCGACUGUUGCCUCCAAAUCAAAAGGACGACCGGGCCUGACAAUUGAUCCUGGACGUCGAAAUCUAACAAUUAAUCCCCCUCCAGUUAAUCAGAAGAGAUGCGGGUCCAGUAAUUCAUCAAGAUGUAGCUUGCAUUCCCAUUCCCAUUCCCCCAAGGAACGUCCAAUUCCCUCCCCUAAGUUGAGUCCUAAGUUGAGUCCUAAGCUGAGUCCUAAGCUGAGCCCUACGCUGAACCAUAAGCUGAGUUCCGAACACGUUGCAAAUCAAAAACGUACGAGGAAACCGUUGGAGGAACCACGGCGAAGGUCUCGAGAUUCACCUGUGCCUGGCACCGUUUCUGGUACCGUUUCUCCUCCAGGUACCAGGCCUCCAGCGAAGAAGCCUGGGCUAGCCGCUGCUCCUAAAAUCAAUGAAAAGAGAAGUGGUAUUCGAGGGGUUUUGAAGAGAGGCUCUGACUUAUUAAACCGAGAUUCAAGUUCUGAGAAUCUUCCGCCAAGCAAGUCAAAACCACUCGCGAAACCCGCCUGGGGUAGCAAUAAGCCCCUACAGAGUAAGUUGCCAGCUACACAGACGCAGAGGAAGCCGGGCACUUCGGAAAGGACUUCAAGUCGUAUGUCACAGCGCGAACCCCCUCGAACAGGAAAUCGCACGAGCAUGAGCAACUUCUCAACGGACGAUACUAUAGGCAAUUCGAGUCCAUUGGGAUCUCCAACUCAAGCCUCAUUUCUGCCCUUACAAGCCCGGCGGCGCAACUCGCUUGUAUCCUUGACCGACACUUUUUCACUGCACUCCUUCGAAAGUCGGCCAUCGUCUCCGGCGUUCCAGAGAAGUGAAAUUAGGCCACAGAGUGGCUUGUUGCAACCAGGAUAUCGACGUGAAUAUGCCACACAACCCAUACAACCCACACAGCACACACACCAUCCCUCUUCACCACCGCGCAAUAACAAGAGUGCUCGACCUGAGAACCGAAGCCUAUACACUCCAAGCAUCUACACUCUAAAAACCAAAGACUCUCAAAUGUCAUUAGCUCUAUCUUCAUUUCACCAGAGAAGUGCAUACAGCGAUUCGGAAGCCGUCGACACACUAAGGCACACUGGUAUGGUUGACGGAAUGUUUCCCGAAUUCCACCUUCUCCGAAACAUCACCAGGUAUAGCCGCUACGCAUCUGCUGCGUACGGCUCGAAGUUUUUGAAGUUCAUGGGCAUCACGAAAGAAUUACCUGUUCUAAAAGCACUUGAUGAGACCCAUAGGGAUGUGCGUUCAUUUGCACAUCACACCGAGCUUCCCCCGGAUAGUAUCCUUUUAUCUUCAUUCGUUGACCCUCAAGGUGGCUCCGAUUCUACCGGCUCCACUGAUACGGGUAUACCUCUUGUUCAUACCAUAGCACUUGAUGAGGAAUCUAAAGCUGUCGUACUUUCUUGUCGGGGUACAUUAGGGUUUGAGGAUGUUUUGGCCGACAUGAUGUGUGAGUACGACGACCUUGUAUGGAGAGGAGAAUCAUAUAAAGUACAUAAGGGCAUUCAUGCCUCUGCUCGGCGACUACUUUACGGAGGUGAUGGAAGAGUGUUAGCGACUCUCAAGGAAGCGCUCGAGGAGUUUCCUGAUUACGGUUUGGUGCUUUGCGGACACUCUCUUGGCGGAGCUGUAACUGCUUUGCUUGGAGUCAGUCUCGCGGAGCCUGCUUCGACCGGAACGGCCUUUGUCACGGCAGCUGAACCACAUCAGAGGAUGAUAGCUAAUGGACAAUCUCGAAACCAAACCCGUUCCCACAUUUAUCUACCACCAGGCAGGCCAAUUCAUGUCUAUGCAUACGGUCCGCCUGCUACGAUGUCUCCAUCUUUACAGAAAGCGACAAGAGGACUAAUAACCAGUACGGUUCACGGUAAUGACCUUGUACCGUAUCUGUCCCUGGGCGUCUUGCACGAUUUUCAAGCCGUCGCGCUUGCCUUUAAGACCGACAAUAGCGAUGCCAAGGCAGAAGUACGUCGACGAAUAUGGGAGGGACUACAGACUGGGUUGGUUGAAAAGUGGUACAACAACGGACCAACACAGACAAGUGAUGAAGAGGUAAAAUGGGCGUAUGCCGCACUAAAGACCCUGCGUGCAAGUAUGAUGAGUCCUAAGCUACUUCCACCAGGCGAGGUAUUCACCAUAGAGAGCACACCAGCGCUGAGGCGAGAUGCUUUCUUACAAGCCGGAACGGGCCAGGUCGGAAGGCCCGCAACUCGAAUUGUGUUCAAGUACAUCAGGGAUGUCGAAGCUCGGUUUAGAGAGGUGCGGUUUGGGGCCAGUAUGUUGUUGGACCAUAGUCCUGGGAGGUAUGAAGACGCGCUUCGGCGACUUACACUGGGUAUUGUGGACACAUGACAUUGCGCUCAAUAUGCUUGUCCUCGUAUUCCCUCUUCAGCCUGCUCUACUUUCUUUCCGCCACAGGGCUCUUUUACAUAGCAACUCAAUCAAUCCUACGUCAAAGGGCAAAGGGUGCCUUUACAUGUUUCCCAAAAAAAAAAAAAAAGAAUCCAUAAAAAUCCACAUGUAUAAACAAAAGUCCAUAAAGAUGAAAAUUUUAGAUAUUAUAAUUCCAUAAAAGCUACCUAUCUACCUACCUAACAAGGUAGGUACCUAGGUAGCCUCAUCAAAAGUAACGACGCCGGCCGUCCUAGUACGGAACUCCAACUUUUGGGCAAAACUAACUGGGAAUCUUGGCGA
This is a messenger RNA of Hypoxylon fragiforme, 4561 nucleotides long. RefSeq lists its product as uncharacterized. The transcript has a single exon. NCBI's taxonomy places the organism in Eukaryota, Fungi, Ascomycota, Sordariomycetes, Xylariales, Hypoxylaceae. Bases 590 to 4219 code for a protein of 1209 amino acids. Gene Ontology annotation, biological process: lipid metabolic process. The record is from RefSeq and is a predicted model, not a curated record.